AUGGCCAAGAGACCCGCAGACGCUUCCGAGCAGGAGUUGGAGGCCAUCAAGAAUGGCGACCGGCCCAUGGAGCUCGACCAGGACGAGGUGGGCGAGUUUGAGGACGAGUUCGAGGAUGAGUUCGAAAGUGAGGACGAGAUAUACGAGGCCGGCGUAGAUGGACGACCAGACGAUGAGCGGGAGGCAGAGGAAAGAGAACACGCCAUGGAAGUGGAUCAGGGCACCUUCAUCCCCGGCCGGCAUAAGCUCUCUGCGGGAGAGACACUCGCACCAGACCUGUCUACGUACGAGAUGCUGCAUACCCUAGAAGCACCCUGGCCGUGUCUUUCCUGCGACGUCAUUCGCGACAACCUGGGCAACGACCGGAGGACGUAUCCUGCCACUGUCUACGCGGUCGCCGGAACGCAGGCGGCGCGGGGUAGGGAGAAGGAGAACCAGAUCAUGGUCAUGAAAAUGAGCAGUCUGUCCAGGCAGGAGCGGGAGGAUGACGAAGACGAGGAGGAGUCCGACGAAGAGGAGUCAGAUCCGAUACUGGAGACGAAAUCAAUACCCAUGACCAGCUGCACGAACCGCAUACGGGCAUUCCAAUCCCCUCAGGCGACCGCCGGAAGACCUCCAACCACGCUGACGGCAGCUAUGACGGAGUCAGGCCAGGUUCUCAUACACGACAUAACACCCCAUCUGACCGCUUUCGAUGUGCCCGGUUCUGUCAUCUCUCCCACGCAGAACAAGCCCGUCUCUACCAUUCGCGCACACAAGAAUGUCGAAGGUUUUGCGUUGGACUGGUCACCUAUCAUACCCGAAGGGAAACUCUUGACCGGCGACGUAUCGGGCAAGAUCUUUGCGACCACACGUACUCAGGGGGGAGGCUUCGUCACGGAUACCACUCCCUUCACCGGGCACCAGGGCACAGUUGAGGAGCUUCAAUGGUCGCCUACGGAGAAGCAUGUCUUUGCUUCCGCCUCCAACGACGGCACAGUCAAGAUCUGGGAUGCGCGGUCAAAGUCUAGGAAACCCGCCGUGAGCGUACAGGUCUCCAAGACAGACGUGAAUGUCUUGAGCUGGUCACACCAAACGGCACACCUCUUGGCUUCCGGCGCUGACGAUGGCGAAUGGGCUGUCUGGGACCUGCGACAAUGGAAGCCUUCAACGUCCUUGAGCACAGAGAAGAAGCCGUCGCCCGUUGCGAACUUCAACUUCCAUAAGGAACAGAUCACUGCCGUCGAGUGGCAUCCGACCGAUGACAGUAUCGUGCUUGUCUGCGCUGGUGACAACACCUUGACGCUAUGGGAUUUGGCGGUCGAACUGGACGACGAGGAGAGUCGGGAUACGGCGGGCGUUCAAGAUGUCCCUCCGCAGUUGUUGUUCGUGCAUUACAUGGAGCAGGUGAAGGAGGCGCAUUGGCACCCGCAGAUUCCAGGCACCAUCCUGGCGACGGGUGGAUCUGGAUUUGGGGUCUUCAAAACAAUCAGCGUGUAG
Westerdykella ornata is the source of this 1479-nucleotide messenger RNA. Its product is annotated as glutamate-rich WD repeat-containing protein-like protein 1. Gene Ontology annotation, molecular function: protein binding. NCBI's taxonomy places the organism in Eukaryota, Fungi, Ascomycota, Dothideomycetes, Pleosporales, Sporormiaceae. The coding region runs from base 1 to 1479 and encodes 492 amino acids. The transcript is spliced from 3 exons. The record is from RefSeq and is a predicted model, not a curated record.